AUGGUGAAUCUCUGGAACAACGCUCGGAUGCAGUUGCUGGGCCAGGGUCCCAGCAGUGAGGUCUGGAAUCAUCCGCUGCCGAAGACCCAGCAGCUCGUUCAGGAGGAGAUGUCCGGAGGAAACCAGGUGAUCACUGACUUGUUCGUGGCCCUUACCAUUAUCCUCGCGAUGGGCUUCAUCCCGGCCAGCUUCGUGGUGUAUCUGGUCCACGAAAAAGCCUCCAAUGGUAAGCAUCAGCAGCUCCUCACCGGCAUCUCACCGGUGAUGUACUGGUUCUCGAACUACUGCUGGGAUUUCGUGAACUACCUCGUGCCCCUGCUCGUCUGCGUCAUCAUCUUUGCCGCCUUCCAGGCAAUGGCGUACUCUGGGGCAAACCUUCCGGCGAUUGUGGUCCUGCUGCUCUUCUACGGCUUGUGCAUGACGCCGCUCAUGUACUGUGCUGAGCCUCUGUUCGCAGUGCCGUCGACUGCCUAUGUGACCUUGAUCUGCUUGAACAUCUUCACCGGCACGAUUUCGACGCUGGCGAUCCUCACUCUGGAGGCCUUUGUGGAAGAGCUCCCUACGCUCAUGCCCAUCCUGGAUUUUGGUCAAACGAUCUUCCCAUGGACCUUGCCGAACUAUUGCCUCGGUCGUGCUUUGCUGGACAUCGCCGUGAAUCACUACGCCAACUUCGCCUACGAGGAGUUCGGGGUCUGCGUCCACGAACAAGGGGCGGUCUGCUUCAAAGACCCGCUCAGCUGGGACGUCUCCGGGCAUUACAUCUUCAACUUGGUGCUCAUGGCCCCAGCGUGGUUCUUCCUGCGCCUCCUCAUCGAGUGGGGCUGCUUCCUGCGGGGUUUCAAAGCCAGGCGACUGGCUCGAAUUCUGCAAAGCGCGGCGCGGCCUGGAGAAGAAGGGCCCCAGGUGGAGGAUGAGGCUGUUUUGGCUGAGCGCUCUCGAGUGCAAUCCUCUGCACGCUCGGCCAAGGCGGGGCUUGGGGACAGCUUGGUCAUCGACAACUUGGAGAAGU
Symbiodinium sp. CCMP2592 is the source of this 1009-nucleotide messenger RNA. The record is from the annotation of a GenBank genome assembly. Lineage: Eukaryota; Dinophyceae; Suessiales; Symbiodiniaceae.